AAGCGAUUCGUGUAACUGACGUCAUCAACCCGUGUGUCAUCUUGAACCAUAUUAUAACCGCGGCACAUAACACAGAAAUUUUGGUUAUUCGCUUGGAUUUGAUUCAUGUCAAUUUCUUAAUAUUUCACAAGGGUGCGGCAUAGGAUGGCAAAAUUAGCAUAUUCCUGUCAAUUGUCAAAUCUGUUUUUACUCCUGUCCUCUGUCCGUCUCUCCUCUUUCCUCUAUGUCAAAUUUGUCAAACAAGUUGUCAUAAUUUGGAAUUUAUGAAAAAGUGAAGGUUUAGAUUUUUUACGUAUUUAUUUUUUGGGUGUGCGUAUGGUACUGAUUUGGUGUAUAGGGUACGGUUAGCAGCUCGAUUCAUUGUUUUUGACUUUGAACUAAGUCAAAAAUGUCUGAACAUGUGGAAAGCCAUUUGGAAUCCAUGUCUGCUGAAUUCAUGGAAAUGAAAAGAAUAAGGUUAUUUUCUUCGGACGAAAUAAGAUUAAUUCUCAAAACUCGGAAACAGCACGAGUAUAAAAUAAAUGGCGUAACAAAAAAACUAGAAGACUUUAUGAACUAUAUAAUGUAUGAAAAGGCAGUUUUGAGAGACAUACGAAUAAGACGGAACAAAUUGAGAAUAGUAGACAAGAAAGGAGCCAUAGAAUAUUCAAUAACGAAGAGGAUCAAACAUUUGUAUGAAAUCGCCAUCCAGAAUUAUUCUAAUGAUUUUCCAUUAUGUUUAUCAUACUUUAAGUUCUGUAAAGAAGCUAAUUUCCACCAGAGAGCAUCACUAAUUAUACAAAGUAUUACUAAGAGAUUCACCCACAUCCCAGAGACAUGGCAAGUAGCAGCAUCAUGGUAUCUGAAAAAUGACUUGAACCAAGCUCUAAAUAUGAUCCACAAAGGUAUCACACACCAUAAAGAUAACCAAGAUCUAUAUUGUGAGGCAAUACAGUUGGAAUUGCAUAAUAGGGACAAAAACAACUCCAAUGAGGGAUCUCAGUUUCAACAACCCACUGCCUCAGAUGUAAAUUCAUGCAAAAAAAUUUCCACCUAUGUAGAUGCUGCUUGUGAACACAUCAAUGAUUACAAUUUUUUGCUGAAAAUUCUUUCGAUAUUGGAGAAACACCCUUUCACAAAAGAAGUCCAAGUUAGCAUAGUUGCCAGAUUAUUAGAGAAACAUUCUGGAGAAGAAAAUGUUUGGAAUGCACUAGCUCAAAGGGAAUAUAGGGGUCAUCAUUACAAAGUGCCACCAGAGCUUUCAAAGUGUAACUCUCACAAAUUCCGUCUGAAACGCUGCCUGGAUAAAUAUGAAGAAGGUAUAGCAGUGAUGGAGAAAGAGCAUCCAACCAAAGUUGAUUUGUUGUGGGGCAUCUGUCUUGACUGGUUGGUAGAUAAAUAUCAAUGUCAGAGACAGGGGAAUGUCGUUAAUCAAACUUAUGUGCUUGAUAUGUUUGAGAAGGCUUCUAAAAGUAGCAUUUUGGAAGAGAAAUACUAUAUUAUCUGGGCUAAACUUUUGGAUGAUGAAAAAAAAGUAUUGGAAGUUAUAGAGAAUGGUUUGAAGGAAAGUCCAACCUCUUUGGAACUAUGGAAACUCCGCCUGAAGUACUCGGCUAUGAAAAACGAUGUAAAAGAAUUUAACAACUGCUUCAAAGAAGGUGUAAAACGGGUCAAAGAGAAAUCUGCCCCACUUUGGGUAGCAGCUUUGAGGUUCCAUAGUUUGAACUCCAACGUAGAAAUUGUAGAGGCAAUUUUCAAAAAAGCAGUAGAACAGCCGAAUGAAGUGUCUGGUGUCCUAAAACCUGAGUAUAUUGAAUGGUUGACUUUGCAUUGGGGCAUCAAUGAAGCAAGAAACAUGUAUUUGAAACUAGCUAGACAACAACCUUACUGUAAGGAGCUUCAUAAUGUCAUGGCUAAAAUUGAGAAUAUAGAAAUUGAUAUAGAUUUGAAAAGACUGGAAAACGUAUAUAAACUGGCAUGUGAGCAGUUUGGACAUGAAGAUUGUGAUGUUUGGGUCAAUCAAGUGGAGUUUUAUUAUAAGCACCGAGAUGGAUUGAUACAACUUAAUAGUAAUUUUGAUAUAAGUGAGUCAGUUUUAGCAGUCUAUAAGGAAGCAGCGAAGAAGUUAGAAGGACAGGGUUUUUUGUGGGCAGAUUUCACAGAGAAAUUCAAACGCAUCUCAGAAUAGCCGCCUUUAGAUAUUAGUUUUACCAUAUAUUUUAUUAUUGUAAUGUAAUGGUUUUAAUAAAACAUUUUUCCUAUUUAA
Molecule: messenger RNA, 2245 nt
Organism: Acanthoscelides obtectus
Lineage: Eukaryota; Metazoa; Arthropoda; Insecta; Coleoptera; Chrysomelidae
Source: the annotation of a GenBank genome assembly